CUUUAUUCGCCGAUAGUACUACUACUAGCAGCUUCGAGCUCGAGGACGUGGUUUUGUGGUCCUGGUCGCUGGAUGUUGAACAAAACCGACAAUUGUGAUUUCCCUUUUUUAACUUGAACCUUUCUCAGACUCACUCCACUUGUCGAUUAUCGUGGUCCCCGAUUGAUACGGAAGAUCCGAUAGUACUUUCUAAUUAUGUGGUGAUUCUGAUUCAUCUUGAACUUGAAGUACAUGUACUACACCGACAACCCCGUCGUGGUCUUUAUGUUGAAUUAUACAAAUGUAAUGCCACUCCGUUGCCUUAGCCUUUCCCCGUUCAAAACUUACUUUUCCCCGAUACUAUGUAGAAGUAGAACUAUGGGCACAAGAACUACCCGCAGCCCAAUGAAUAGUGAAUCGCAGCACCGCUGCUCAUGUAAUUCAGAUUCAGUGUUGUAUUAAAGUAAAAAGUCGAAGAUAGAAUGAACGCCGACCUGGAGCUCUGCCAGGAGCUGCAGGGCCACGAGAAGGCCGUGCGGUGUAUCUGUGUGCUGAAGAACGGUUUCAUUGCGACUGGCGGCGUCGACGCGCUGGUGUGCUUGUUCAAGCCUGUGCUAGGGGAAGAUGGAAAAAGUGUCAAGCACUUCGACCUGGACAAGAGGUAGGAGAAUCGAAUUUAUUGAUGACAAAAACCGCGCAUUCUUGUUGACACCGAGAAAAUUUCUUUUAUCAUACUAAAAUCCAACGAGCUGAAUGGUUGCCGGCUUCACUUCUGGCAGCAGCAUGCUACUGGCAGGUAAGUACUUACUAGUACUAGAAGGUUCAAAAAUAUGUACUACUCAGGCUCCACCACCAUUCCGACUUCGUGUACGCCAUAUGCGACUCGGCCGACAUUAAGGACAAGUAUUUCUACACGGGCGGCAAGGAAAAAACCAUCUUCAAGAUCGACCUCGACUCUGGUAUAACGCGCUCAGCUGUUACAAUCUCAAACGUUACAAUAGAAUAUGGCAAUCUGUCAUGCAAGAGUGCAUGACCUAGCCUACUCCCACAGGAUUGCGCAUGACAAGUUCUGGCGGCCCAAUCCGCACUAUAAUCUGGCGAAAUUUGUAUUGCAAAAGGUGGAACGCUGUGCGAGUCUGUCAUGCUCAUCAUGCGACACAAAUUCCAGAUUCUAUUGUAACGUUUGAGAUUGUAACACCUGAGCAGGUUAUAUCUGGCACCCGCAUGCUGACGUUCCAGGGCCACGAAGGCGCUAUCAAAAAGAAAAAUACCCCCUCCCCAUAUCAAAACGAAAUUUCUGAUGCUGGAUUUGAGUACACAAAUCAGCUUUGUAUUGCAGGAAAGCACUGCGGUCAGAUCCCCAGGCUAGGUAGGGGCGCAUGCGUCUAGUUGUUCAGCAUGGCAAGCGGCUCGCCUUUAGGCCCAACAGCAUGACAAAUCGCUUCCAUAAUGGGGCGGAAGCUUCUGCCCUUGUCUUCUUGCAAAACAACUGUGAUUUGCGACCUCAAAUCAGCAACAGGGCUACGUGCGACCCCUCCGACGCUGCGUGUGGAAGGAGGAAGUUCGGCGUGUUGGGGGUGAGGGACCCCCAACGAGGCCUACGGAUAUCAGGUGGAAUUAAGGCUCAAAUCAGCAACACAAAUUUUCGGAAACAUGCCUUUUCAAUAUGGGGAGGGGGGAUUUUUCCUCUCAAUAGGCGCGGUGUGCAGUUUAGUCGAGCAGCAAGCGCACCUGUAUUCCGGCUCCUGGGACGGGACGUGUCGCGUGUGGGACAUUUUGACGGGCGGCAUGGUCCGGAAAAUCGACGCCGGGACACACGCAGUUACGCUCUGCUUGCUACCUACCGGGGAGAUCGCGACAGGUGAUGUGGUUCUUAGUUGUCUACUACCUGAAACUACAUCUUUGAACGAGCAGGGUCUUUGACGCUUAAACUCUGAAUUGAAAAUUGGGUGGUCCCGCCCAAAAAAGUUGCGCACCACUACGCGAUUUACACGCCUUGUUACCACAUAAUACAGCUUCAGUACGUGAUCUUUUUAGUAUGAUCGUUGUUGAUCAUCAAAGUGAAUUUACUACAUAUAUAUUCAGGUUCCCAGGACGCGAAGAUAAAGAUAUUCCAAAAUGGCGCGGACCAGCCCAAGACCACGCUGGAGGGGCACACGGACAUCGUGCGCAGAAUAUUGUUCAACACCGACUCCACCUCCCUGGUCUCCUGCAGCAACGAUUCCCAGAUAAAGUUUUGGACGUUGGAUGGGCUGGAGAUGGCCCAGUUGAGCGGGCACGAGAGCUUCAUUUUCGACCUCGCGCUUUCGGAAAAUACCGCGACAACGGAGCGGAACAAGUUACUCUACAGCGGCAGUGACGACAGGCUGCUAAAGGUGUGGAAUUUGGACAACUCUCAGUGCCUGCAGUCCAUCCUGCACUCCAACACGAUCUGGGGCGUGUCCACGCUCCCGAACGGCGAUGUGGUCACCGCCUGCGCGGACGGCAUCGUCCGGAUAUGGACCACGGACCCGGUGCGAUUCGCAUCGGACGACUUGAGGUCGAGGCAAAAUAGCGACGCGGUGUCGGCCGCCGCGGAAGCAAGUAAGCAGGGCGCCGGGGUACCGCUGGACGGGGUGCAGGAUGUGUCGGAAAUGGGCAGUGUGAGAGGGAAGAAAAACGUACUAACUUUUUUGGCAUGAUUGGUAGAUUCCAAAUGAAGGAAAAUGUAAAUGCCGACGAUAAGAACUCCAGUAUACAGAAGCGGCGAUACUUUUUUCAAAACCACUACAAGUACUUACUACUUACUACAUCAGGGCGAGAUCAAGAUGUUUAAGACCGGGCGGACCAUCCACGCGUACAGCUGGAACGGUGUUCAGUGGGACUUAAUCGGCGAGGUCACCGGAAAGCCCAAAACGGAGUACGAAGGCGACCAAUUCUUCCCCAAGCAAGGCUACGACUACGUCUUUGACGUUGAGGUGGGCGAGGGCGGGAAAACUGCCAAACUUCCCUACAAUGAGGGUGAUAACCAGUUAGUCACCGCCGAGAAGUUUUGCGCCAGGGAGAACAUUCACAAGUCCAUGAUAGAACAGAUCACCGCCUUCUUGCGUCAACAAACCGGCACAAACAGUUCCGCCCCAACCCUUGGAGGCGCUGCGGGUGCGAGCGCGGCCGGAGGCUCAAAUAGUAGGAGUCAACCAAGCAGUAGACCCGCAGCACCUACGUCGGCACCGACCCCGUCGGCAAGUAGUUCGGGAAAGCCGAAAAUGAAGCACUUUCCCGUGGACCAGCCGCUUUUCUUUGACCAGGGGAAGUACUACUGAAUUGUUCUACUAGCUAGGCUGAUGCAUCCUAUUUCAACUUUGUUUUGUACGAAGAGCAUGCGCGAGAAGUAUACUUACCCUUCUCCUCCAAAAAUGUAAAAAUGUUUUUGUCAACUCCUUCUCCGUCAUGUACUUUCACUUUGGUCAAAUUACGCACAUAAUUUUUACCCUUCACACGACCACAGGUUAGACGCCGCCAAGGGCAAGAUCCUCGAGUUUAACGGCGAGUUCGCAGAAGACGACACGGAAAAGCGCAUGGACUCGAUCGAGCUCGACCACUUCAACGAGGGCAUGGGAAAAGUGCAGAACAAGUCCAAGUCCUUUCGCCCCGUGGAACGGGAUUUAAUCUGGAAGAAGUGCGGCAGCUGGCCCGAGGAGAAACUCUUUCCGGUCGUGGACGUUUGGCGCCUGUAUAUGAAUUGCAAAAGCAUCGUACUAGUAUAGAAAUUGCAUUACAAAUUAGCCCAGCAUGAGAAAUAAAAUUUGUCAUGCGGAUCGGCCUUGAGAAAAAAAUUUGUAAUGCAUGACUGCAAUUACUACGAGUGCGAUACUUUUGUACAGGAUACUGUACCUCCUCCACCCGGACUCAGCCGACAUCUUCAAGGGCACCGACCGCGGCUACAGCUACAUCGCAUUCAUUCUGAAAACGCUGAAAACGAACUUGAAAUCCCCUCUGGGCAUCAGCUGCGCGCGGUGGCUGGCGAACGUGUUUGCGAGUUUCACGGCAAGGGCGGUGCUGUUCGACAAACGAGGGUAUUUGCUGGAAGCGAUUGGGGAGCUGAUAGCGAGUUCCUCAUAUCCAACGCAAAAGUGAAUUUAGAAAUAUCGGACUCGUACAUAGUACAACCUCGACUUGCAGUCUGGCAUGAGGACAAUAAAACUUGAGUUGCCGACGUCUUCAACUGCAUCUGCAUGGCAGGAGAGUCCACAUCAUCAUCUCUUCCUUAUAUUAUAGAAAAGUUUCUCGUCAACAUUUAAUUUCUUGUAGCGAAUUCGUGCGACUUGAUACUACUUUUGCGAUGCAUAUCUCAGGAGACAAAGUCGAUUGGCAUAAGUUAGUCCGCGUGAGCCUCGCGACGACCCUGAUGAACCUGACGAUGGUGUUUGCGGACCGAAAAGAGCUAAAGGGAAGGUCAGAAAUGCUGGAUUUGCUGAAACUAUAUGCGGGCAAAGUUCUGCAAAACGGAACGGUGGCGGAGGACUUCGAAGCGCUAUAUAGGGUAUCGUACACUAUGCGCACCAUAGUGAUACCUCCACUUGUUUUUUUAUCUGUAGUAAGAUGUUGUUGUCCGUCGUUGUACUCCUGCUGUUGCAUGUGAAAAAGAUGCCAAGCUGCACAGCAUUCUUCUCGUCCUCACCUACAGGUUCUGGUCGGGAUGGGAAACGUGCUCUACGACUCCAGUGUCUCGCUGAAAUACGAUUUCCAAACUAAACUCGCCGCAAGCCUGCAGGAAAUCAGUGGCAAAGUGACAGAGCCCAGGAUAAAGGAGAUCUGCGCGGAACUGCUGCAGGUCGGGCCCAGCGUACAGGGGGACGAUAACGGAAAAAUCCAGAUCUAG
Amoebophrya sp. A120 is the source of this 4840-nucleotide messenger RNA. NCBI's taxonomy places the organism in Eukaryota, Dinophyceae, Syndiniales, Amoebophryaceae. The record is from the annotation of a GenBank genome assembly.